AGCAGUGAAGAUGACUGUCAGCGUGAAGAAAGAGGAGCUAUCCGAGGAACAGCUUCCGCCUCAGGAAUUGCAUCAUCUACGAGAAAUAUCCGUACCAGCCCAACCAGAACCCUUUUAUCAAAAUUAUCAAUAUGAUGUUCCUAUUGCUAUUGAUAUCGGGACCUCGCUUGUUCGUGCUGGGUUGACAAACUCUCCGGAGCCAAAUAAUGUAUUCCCAUCAGUUUUGGCUCGUUAUAGAGAUAGAAAAGCCUUGAAAACAUUGACUCUUGUUGGACAUGAUGUUUACAGAGAUCUGGCACUAAAAUCUUCGAUAAAGGCUCCAUUCGAUGGUCCAUUGAUAACAAAUUGGGAUUAUAUUGAAUUCAUGCUUGAUUAUAGUUUUGAACAUUUAGGUGCUUACUCGGAUAAUGGACGUUUAAAUAAUCCGAUUAUUAUGACAGAACCGGUUGCCUGUCCUUUUGCCCAAAGAAAGACGAUGUAUGAACUCUUAUACGAAGCUUACCAGGUUCCUAAAACAACUUUCGGUAUUGACUCUUUGUUUUCAUACUAUGCAAAUACCCCCAAUUUUAGCAGUGCGUCUAAUGGGUUAGUAAUUGGCGCUGGUAAUGAACUGACCCAUGUAAUCCCGGUCUUAGAAGGAAAAGGUAUACUUCUGCAAACAAAAAGAAUAGAUUGGGGUGGUAAUCAAUCUCAACAGUUUUUACAAAAAUUAAUUGGCUUGAAAUAUCCGUAUUUUCCUUCCAAGUUGACCAAUACUCAUACUACGCAUUUAUUUCAAGACCAUUGCUACAUACUGAAAGACUAUCAAGAAGAAUUAUCUAACUAUUUGAACAUGGACUUCUUAGAAACAAAAGACGUGGUUGUUCAAGCUGCUGUGGACAUUGCAGUUAAUCCAGAAAAAAAGAAAACCGAGGAAGAACUAGCUUUACAAGCUCAAAAGAGAAAAGAACAAGGUAAAAGAUUACAAGAGCAAGCUCAACAGAAAAGAUUAGAAAAACUUCUUCAGAAAGAACAAGAAUUUCAAUAUUAUACCAAUUUAAGUAUUGAAUUAGAAGGAUGGUCAAAGACUGAUAUUCAACGUAGAAUGGAAGAUGAAGAAUUUGAAGAUUAUGAUGAUUUCAAAAAAUAUGUGGCCAAUUUGGAGAAGUCUAUCAAAAAAGGCCGCCAUGAAGAUAUCAGUGAAAAUCAAAAUGAAGAGAUAGAUCCAAACACAGCCUAUCCGUUGGCAGAAGUUCCUGAUGAUCAAUUAACUGAGGAUUUGAUCAAAGAAAAGAGGAAACAAAAGUUACUUAAAGCCAACUUCGAAGCUCGUCAACGUGCAAAAGAAGCCAAAAAAGAAGAAGAAGAACUCAAGGCUAAAUACGAGAGGGAAGAUCAAGAAUGGCGAGACCGUGAUUUGGAUGAUUGGUGUUCAGUUAAAAGGGUUCAGUUAGCCGAACUUAUUGCCAAAAUAAGAGAUCGUGAAAAAAUUUUGGAGUCUUUCAAAGAUCGAAAAUCAAUGGCUGCUCAACAGAGAAUGAAAAACAUUGCUGAUUUGGCAAAUGAUGAAACUGGUUCUACUGCUGCUGCCUCUCGUAAAAGACGUCGUAAUGCAAAUGCCACUAUUGAUAAUGAUCCUAACGAUACAUUUGGUGCCAAUGAUGAUGAUUGGAAUGCUUACAGAGAUAUAACGAACGUCAGCCUUGAAGAACAACAGGCCGAUGACAAUGAAAAUGUUUUAAAAAUUGAAGAAGAAUUAUUGAAAUAUGAUCCAAAUUUUAAUCAUGAAGACACCCUUGCUGCUUCCCAAAAGUUUGAUUGGGAAAAUUCUGUUUUGCAUAAAUUUCUUCAUGGUCCUCGUCAAAACAUUACUCUUGCUAUGCAGGCUGAAGGACAUGAUGCAGAAGAAAUAGCUAAUCAUCCCGAAAUCAUAAAGAAAAAUCAUCAAAUUCAUUUGAAUGUUGAAAGAAUACGUAUUCCUGAAGUUCUCUUUCAACCUAACAUCGCUGGUCUUGACCAAGCAGGUUUAGGGGAAUUGCUGGAUGACUUGGUUCAUAGAAGACUUGAUGGUAGCUUCAGCCCUGGUGGUCAAUCAUAUAAUGUUAUUCAAGAUGUUUUUAUAACGGGUGGUCUCUCUCAACUACCAAAUUUCACUGACAGGAUUGUUAAUGACUUCACUAGCUUUUUACCUGUCGGCACUCCAUUGAGGGUCAGAAAGGCAAAUAAUCCAACCAUUGACCCAUGGAAAGGUAUGCAAAAAUGGGCAUCCAAUCCAGAAAACCAGAAGCAUUUUGUCACUAAAGAAGAAUAUGAAGAGAUGGGACCUGAAUAUAUCAAAGAGCAUGGUUUGGGUAAUGUCUGCUUGAGGUAAACUACUUAGUAACUCAAAUGAGUUGAAAGAAAAUUGUAAUAUUAUGUCUGAUAUACUUAAUCUAUAUUUUAAUUUGAAAAUGGAAAUAAAAGCUUACAAAAUAUGUAUAAUAUACAAGAAA
Messenger RNA from Hyphopichia burtonii NRRL Y-1933, 2471 nucleotides. RefSeq lists its product as uncharacterized. The transcript has a single exon. Gene Ontology annotation, cellular component: Ino80 complex; cytoplasm. The coding region runs from base 11 to 2350 and encodes 779 amino acids. The record is from RefSeq and is a predicted model, not a curated record. Gene Ontology annotation, biological process: regulation of DNA-templated transcription. Lineage: Eukaryota; Fungi; Ascomycota; Pichiomycetes; Serinales; Debaryomycetaceae.